AUGGCGGAGCGGCGGCAGCGGGCCCGGGUGCAGGGCGGCUGGGCCGGCGCCCCGGCGGGGCGGCCCGCAGCACCAAAGGCACCUGUGGCCAGCGGCCUUGCCCUUGCAGGUGCAAGGCCAGCAUGGAGACAGAAAGAUCAGCCUCACACUCAAAACCAGUUUGUCUUUGAAAAGCCAUCAGAGGUGGAGCGCAGAGUUCCAGAGGCAGGUGUGAUAGACAAGCCUGGUGUGUAUGAGCUCAGCAAGGGACCCACUGGCAUUUCUAGGAUUCAUUUGAUUCCUGGCUUUAUUGACUCAGAACAAGCAGACUGGAUGUUUGAGCAGCUCCUCCAGGACAUCCCCUGGGGUCAGCGAACGCACGUCAGGCAGGAAGUAUCUUUUGAGGAACCACGGCUUACAUGCUGGUAUGGGGAACUUCCUUACACAUACUCCAGGAUAACAAUGCAGCCAAAUCCAAAUUGGCAUCCCGUGCUGAGCGUGCUGAAGGAGCGCAUUGAGGCGUUCACUGGCCACACCUUCAACUCUCUGCUCUGCAACCUGUACCGCAGUGAGAAGGACAGCGUGGACUGGCACAGUGACAGCGAGCCAUCGCUGGGGAGAAACCCUGUCAUUGCCUCACUCAGCCUGGGGGCCACUCGGACCUUUGAGAUGAGGAAAAAACCUUCCCCUGAAGAAGAUGGAGACUAUACUUAUGUGGAAAGAUUUAGAAUCCCACUUGAUCAUGGGACUCUCUUGGUGAUGGAGGGAGCCACCCAGGAGGACUGGCAGCAUCGAGUGCCUAAGGAGUAUCAUUCUAGAGAUGAACGAAUAAACUUGACAUUUAGAAUCAUUUAUCCAGAACCUGGUGGAGUUUGGAAGUGAAGAGCCCCUUUGGACAUUGUUGGAUGUACACCUACAGCAGAUCUAGAGCCUUAGAUUGCUGCUGAUUCAAAGGAAGCCUUACAGAAACAGAGUUCCUUGAAGUCAUGAGGAAAAGAGUUGAUAUUAUGAAGACCUUUGGCAGUCAGGAGCUGCCUGUGUUAUGUGGACAGAAAUUAUAUGUUAUUAGAUGAGACUAAAUCACAGGCUUUGAGUUUUUGGGCAGUGAUUAUUCUUAAAAGAGCACAAAGCAGGUGAAAGAUGUGAGAGGUCCCAGCUGGAGCAGACAGAUUCAGUGAGCACAUAGUUUGCACCUUGUCUUGUCUCUCCUUUACUCCCAAGUUGUGAUCUCUGUUGGAAGUAAUGACAAGAUGGGAUUCUGUGACGUAAAGCCACCUGUGUGUGUCUGUACAGAAAUGGGAAAGCUGCACUUGGGGAUGAUCUCUGGGUAUUAGCUCAUUUCACCAAAGGGUGAUGCACUGCUUUUCAUCUGUAGGUUGCAAAGUCUUUUCCAGUUCAGCAGUUUCAUAACUUAAAUAACUACUUGAAUUAUACUGGUGUCCAGUGGAACAGGGGGUCAAGGCUCUCUUCUGCCAUGCACUCUGUGGUCAGACUUUGUCCUAACUGUUUAUCCAUGUAGACAGGACAAAGCAAAGGCAAGCAACAGCGACAUCUGACGACCCUGCUUCUGGGUCAGUGCAUUUUGCAUUCAAGAAUAUCACUCUUGAGCCUCUCUUAUCUCUGCUGCCACAGAUCAGCAGUCAGCACCUCAGAG
Messenger RNA from Melozone crissalis (California towhee), 1633 nucleotides. RefSeq names its product alkB homolog 3, alpha-ketoglutarate dependent dioxygenase (gene ALKBH3). Gene Ontology annotation, molecular function: dioxygenase activity. Gene Ontology annotation, cellular component: nucleus. Gene Ontology annotation, biological process: DNA alkylation repair; DNA repair. The transcript is spliced from 9 exons. The record is from RefSeq and is a predicted model, not a curated record. The coding region runs from base 1 to 861 and encodes 286 amino acids. Lineage: Eukaryota; Metazoa; Chordata; Aves; Passeriformes; Passerellidae.